CUGCCCCGGACUUCGCGUGUGGGUGCCGGGGGCGUCUCCUCGCAGCCUCAGCCGCGGCCGAUCGGUCUGCUGGCACGCCUAGAGUCCAUUCCUGUUGCUUUCGGUGCCCUCGGCCAAGGACCCCGUUGCCAUGGUGAAAGAGAAAGUGGCCCAUCCUCAGGACCCUCACCACUCAUCAGAGAAACCUGCCAUUCACUGCCAUAAAUGCGGGGAGCCAUGCAAGGGCGAAGUACUCCGGGUCCAGACCAAGCAUUUCCAUAUCAAAUGUUUCACCUGCAAAGUGUGCGGCUGCGACCUGGCCCAAGGAGGCUUCUUCAUAAAGAACGGGGACUAUUUGUGCACCCUGGACUACCAGAGGAUGUAUGGGACACGGUGCCACGGCUGUGGGGAGUUCGUGGAGGGCGAGGUGGUCACUGCCCUGGGCAAGACCUACCAUCCCAACUGCUUUGCCUGUACCAUCUGCAAGCGCCCGUUUCCACCCGGAGACCGAGUCACAUUCAAUGGGAGAGACUGUCUUUGUCAACUUUGUGCACAGCCGAUGUCUUCCAGCCCCAAAGAAGCCACCUGCUCAAGCAACUGCGCUGGCUGUGGAAGGGACAUUAAGAACGGGCAGGCACUGCUGGCCCUGGACAAGCAAUGGCAUUUGGGCUGCUUCAAGUGCAAGUCCUGCGGGAAGGUCCUUACCGGCGAGUACAUCAGCAAGGAUGGCUCCCCAUACUGUGAAAAGGACUACCAGGGACUCUUUGGAGUGAAGUGUGAAGCCUGUCACCAGUUUAUCACAGGAAAAGUCCUAGAGGCAGGUGACAAACACUAUCACCCCAGCUGCGCACGAUGCAGCAGAUGCAACCAGAUGUUCACAGAAGGGGAAGAAAUGUAUCUUCAAGGUUCUACCGUGUGGCAUCCCGACUGUAAGCAGUCCACCAAGACAGAGGAGAAGCUGCGGCCACCAAACAUUCAGCGUUCUUCAUCUGAUUUCUUUUAUCCCAAAAGUCUGAUUCGUCGCAUGGGACGGUCCCCAGCUCUACAGCCCACCAGGACCUCCUCUGAAAGUAUUUAUUCUAGACCAGGCUCCAGCAUCCCUGGCUCACCAGGCCAUACUAUCUAUGCAAAAGUAGACAAUGAAAUACUGGAUUACAAGGAUUUAGCAGCCAUUCCCAAAGUCAAGGCAAUUUAUGAUAUUGAGCGUCCAGACCUCAUUACCUAUGAGCCCUUCUACACUUCAGGCUAUGAGGACAAGCAGGAGAGACAGAGCCUUGGAGAGUCUCCAAGGACUUUGUCUCCUACUCCAUCAGCAGAAGGUUACCAGGAUGUUCGGGAUCGGAUGAUCCACCGGUCUACCAGCCAGGGCUCCAUCAACUCCCCUGUCUACAGCCGUCACAGUUACACUCCAACCACAUCCCGCUCACCACAGCAUUUCCACCGACCUGAGCUUUUGUCUCCUGGUGUGCACAGGUGGUCCCCCCUGCGCACCAGCAGCUUCAGCUCCACCCACAGCGACUCCCGUCCCAACCCCCCCUUCAGACACCACUUCCUCCCCUAUGUCAAAGGCAAUGAGCCGUCCAGCGGCCGGAGCUCCCCUCUCCCUUACCGGCCCGACAACCGCCCUCUAACUCCAACUUACGCUCAGGCCCCUAAACAUUUCCAUGUUCCAGAUCAAGGGAUCAACAUUUACCGAAAACCUCCCAUCUACAAACAGCAUGCUGCCUUGGCAGCCCAGAGCAAGGCUUCAGAAGACAUCAUCAAGUUUUCCAAGUUCCCAGCGGCCCAGGCGCCAGACCCCAGCGAGAUACCCAAGACUGAGACUGACCACUGGCCUGGUCCCCACUCUCUUGCCGCCGUGGGAACUGACAUGAGACGCAGAUCUAGUGGCAGAGAGGAAGAUGAGGAGGAGCUCCUGAGACGCCGGCAGCUUCAAGAAGAGCAAUUGAUGAAGCUCAACUCAGGCCUGGGGCAGUUGAUACUGAAGGAGGAGAUGGAGAAGGAGAACAGAGAAAGAGCAUCCCUGCUGGCCAGUCGCUAUGACUCUCCCCUGCACUCAGCUGCACAUGCUCCAUCAUCAAAAACUUCGUCUCUCCCUGGUUACGGCAAGAACGGCCUUCACCGGCCGGUUUCCACAGACUUUGCUCAGUACAACAGCUACGGAGAUGUCAGUGGCGGAGUUCGAGACUACCAGACCCUUCCAGAUGGCCACAUGCCAGCCAUGAGAAUGGACCGAGGCGUGUCCAUGCCCAACAUGUUGGAACCAAAGAUAUUUCCCUAUGAAAUGCUCAUGGUGACCAACAGAGGGCGCAACAAAAUCCUAAGAGAUGUGGAUAGAACCCGGCUGGAGCGUCACUUAGCCCCAGAAGUAUUUUGGGAAAUCUUUGGGAUGUCCAUACAGGAAUUUGACAAGUUACCUCUUUGGAGACGCAACGACAUGAAGAAAAAAGCUAAACUCUUCUAAGUCCCCCGAAUAAAUGACAAUCAGGAAAUGACUCUCGGUGGCGGUGGUGCCUAGAACCUUGUAUUAAGGCCCGGAAUCAUCGAUCAGAGAAUUUGUUCGCUACCAUCUCCCAGCAGCAACACUGAGGGAAAGUCUGACCUCAGCACCCAUGAGCCACAUCCUGGGCCAAGCAACAGUCACACUUGCCGAGCAGUGACGGGGUAGAAAUUUCUAUGUUCCCAAACUCAGCAGUAAUGUCCACACCAACCUUGUCACGUGACUAUGUCCACAACAAGGGACUUCUUUCUCCUUUUAUUUCCCCCUUUAACCGAUGUCUAACUUAGUGCUGCGUCUACCUGUAAGGGUCUGUAAGUGUCCUUAGGAAGCCACACAGGAAGAAAUGACUGGGAGUCCCAAAGUAUGAAUCUAUUUAUUAUGUAGCACUGUGGCUGAGGAGGAAUCCGGAGGCCAGCGUUGAUGUGGUAGCAACAACUUGGCCUUUCCUUGGCAGCCUCCCUCUGCUCUGCCUGGGCUCUGGGGGAACUAGAACUUCCUCAGGGAACCGGGUAGUUCUGAGUGUGCAGUUGAGGACCAGCAAAAAUGAUUUGAAUGAGUUCCUCUUCCCUUCCUGUGUUCUGGGACCUGGUUGGCCAACUGCUGGCGGGGGUGAGGGUGGGGGGGGGGGGGAUUUAAGAGAAAAGGAAAAGGAAAAAGAAAUGAAGGAAGCCUGCCCUCCCUGGGCGUCUUUUCUCCCUGUACAUUGACAGGAACCGGUGUGUCCACCUCUGCAAACAAAGGAAAGGCAAAGUGAGUUUCCAGACUGGUCCAGCUGCUGCUGGGUGACCUGUGCACAUGAGUCAUGUCUCUCUUAGAGAAGGAAAAUCUGUGCCCUACUACCGUCACAAGUUCUCCCCCUCAGCGUCCCCUGCUGUCUGUCUGUCUGUCUGUCAUCUGAUGGGUCAGGUCAAGCCCUGGUUGAUACAGUGUUUUAAGGGCAUAGCCUAAUUUUUCUCCUUCAGAUCUCUGCAACCCCGAAGUAGAUUGCUUCAGACAGGUUUCAUGUGGCCUGGUUUCAGUUUCCUUCUUGCUGGCACAGUUGACAUGUCGACGUGUGCUCACACCUGUGUGUAAUUCACCCAGGGAAGUCCUGUCAGUCUACAUGUGCAUCUUUGUAACCUCUACUUGAGUGUUUCCCACACUGUCCUGUGCAGAGACUCAUGCUGCAGACCACGGAAGUGAGGCCGGGGCAGUUUAGGGCUCAGAGCGCCUGUCUUCCUGGACUCCUUUCACACUCUACAGCUCUCCGUGCGUGCAAACUGGAACCCAGUUCUUUCAUUAAAAUGCGUGAACAAGGCCGCAUCAUAAGGACUGGUGUGAGCUGGAUUGUGAUGAAUCUCUCCAGAUUCACAGGAAAGAGGUCAGGUCACGUUGAUUCUUCUGCUGUGGGGCUCUUCUUGGGAAUUUAAGCUCUGAGUUAAAGCCAAGGGAGAAAGCAUUUGAAUUCAUUCGCAAUCACCACUCAGCACAAAAUGCAGAAAUUCCUUCGAGGAUUAGAGUGACUGGCUGUCUGCUGACAUCAGCAGUAAAGAACAAGCCACAUAGAUUCGGAGCCUGUGCUACAGACCUGUGACUUGUGACCUGUUCCUGCGGGUUAUGCCGCUACACUCUUGCAAGGCAGUUAAGUAUGAGAACUUCCUUCACAAGCCCGCAUGUGUAGACACCUGUUAGUGCAGUUAGCAAGAGAGCCAUAUGGCCAGUACUGUGCACCCUGAGUAGAUGGGUCCAGCUCCUCUUGGUUGGGAGGCAGGUUGCAAAUGGUGGGUUCCCGGGGCAGGUCUCUCACUUCUUGCCAUGUUUUCAUUGUUUUGCUCUCGAUGCCCUCUCCGAAGUGGCCUGGUGGGAGAUGUUGUUUAUCCAGUAGGGAAAUGACAAAUGAACCAUUUGCACUGAUUAAGAUGUUACUAUUUAUAAUCAUGCAGGUGAGAAAAACCAAAGCAUUCAGGAGACAGAGGCAUAAGCAGAGGAAGAUGCUAAUAUUUUGCACCUGCUCUCCAUAAAGCUAAUGUGGCUGUCUUGACAUAGGAAAAUUCAGCUGAAAGGGGCGCGCGUGCAGGGCAGGGACAGUCCUCCUCUCUAUGUUACAGAGAACUUUGAGUAAGUUAGAGGACCUGCCUAGGAUUAACUGAAGAAUUGAUCUUAAAUUCUUGCAAUAACAAAAUCCUGCUUUCAUGACCAUUUGAACUCAGUUCCCCAUCUAAGUUGGGGGAAAAGUUUUGCAUUCCCUAUCAGCAUACUAGUUCAUUUAAAUUGUAUCAUGUAAAACUGUCUUGCUAGAAAACACCCGUAGGAACUCCAACCGCCCUGGGAAAGGAGUAUUGGAAAGUAUCAUACUGGGGUCUCACUCCAUCCCCUUGUAGAUUCCAACCAGACCUAAUGUUUGGGCUAUGGUACCCUAUCUGUGGUGUUAAAGGAAUACAUGUGAUUUACCUGAGCAUGCCCAGACCACAACACUGGAGAGGAGUGGUGUUCACUUUACUCCAACCCUGCUGAACACAGGAAAUUUCCAGUUGCUAAAAAUCAAAGCAGCUUGUUCACUUGGGGGAGAAUUCUAUGUAUGGCAGACUUGGUGCGUUCGUACAUUAAGGGCUAUAUUUUUUUAGCAUUUGACUUACUUGUGACUUGAAGUGUGUACAGAUUGCAUGGCCUAGAGGAGGCUUCUGUGGCCAUGUGGUGGCCUCAGUCAGUGCUUCCUUCAAAACUUCUCUAAGAGAGUCCAGACUCUCGCGUUGUCUUCCUGUGCAACUUAUUAGAGGUAUGAAAAGCCUCUGAAAACAGCAAGCUCUGCAUUUUCAUACUGUGUGGAGUUUGUUAUGAAAUAUUUUUAAUACGACUCCUUCAACAACUAAACAGGAAACUGCCUGUUCUCUGAAACCCCAAAGAGAAAAGCUGCAGCUAGUGGGUACUACGGUGCAAAAAAAGGGGGGGAAGAUAGUUUUCUAUCUGUCCUGUCCUCUGUUCCCCCCAAGUCCUGAUUCUGUCGCCUCCAGCCUGAGCCUUCCCUCCCGAGGCACGGCCCCACCCAUCAUUUCCGUCUGUCUUCUGUCGGUCGCCACCAGUGUGGAAAGGCUCAGCUGGUGAUGUUUCUAAAACAGACUUCUUUACUUUGAAGCAAGCAUCUUUUUCUAAAGGUAGCUUCGCCAAUGACGCUGUCAGGUAGAUCUGCUUUUGCAAGUUUAAAAGAAUUCAAACUAUCCUCUUUUGAGUCUUUGUUAAAAAAGAAAAAAAAAUCUCAAGCAAACCUAGAGUGGCAGGCACUCCAGGGCAUGUUGCAGGAAGCUGGCAUGACUCCCGGCUGUGUGCUCCAAGAACCCUGGCUCUGAAAAGAUUGCUGAUAACUGUUUCAUCUGUACUUUCUGUGCCCUCCUCAAUUUUGAGUUACAUUUUUUCUUCUUUAGACAAACCAAGGCUUUGUGUGCUUCAGAUUCACUCUUUUGUGCCCCUUUGAAGAACUCUAUCCAGAAACAGAGGGUCAGGGCUUUGGAUUUGCAGCAGUGUGUCUCCGGAUGGCACUGUGCGGGGAGGAACACCCACCUCUACUGGAACAGGAGAACAAGCAAGCCUGCAGCAUUUUCGAGAUCGCUAUUCCAUCUUCUCCCCGUGGAGCAGAGGGACACGGUGACAAUUAGAUUGCUUUCACUUGUGUGUGUUUAAUGUUGUAGCAAAUUCACAAAGAAGGGGACAAGUGGCUGUUCGAGCUGAAGCUUUCUAAGCAACGAAUGUGUGCACAAUAAAGUUCCACAAAGCCAACUUUCCCCCCAGGAGCUUAAUGCAACUGAAUGGCAGUUAUCAUUAAAUAAAAUGCUCUUCUGUGUCUCUUCCGAGUGGCAGUCCCAUGAGUCACUUUCCAUGGGUGAAAGAUAGAAAGAGACAAGCCUAUAUGCAUUGACAUUCAGAAAGGUUAUGAUUAUACAUGCAAAUAUUUUACCUGUGGAAGAGGAGACAGUUGCCCACAGAACUGAUGUUUUGGGGAGUUCUUUGUAUAGAUGUGUCUGGUGGUAAAUGUGGGGGUUUCCAUGAGAUGCCAAAGACCCUGCAUCGAAUCUCUUCUAAUUUGGUUAAUGGGAUUACUUUGACCUGCUGAAAGGCCUACCCACUCUUCCUUCCUUCCCUCCCCUUGUGGUGAUAUGAAAGCAAAUGUUGAGAAGUUUUUGAGAAGCUGUGCUGUGUUCCCUGUGGACUGGAGCUGGUGUGUGCCAGUGCCCGAGCACCUGGUGCUCAGGUGCGGAGGAGAACUUGGCCUGCAGGCUCUGUCCCUGCGCCCCUGAUGUAGGCAGCACACACCGCCCUCCUUCACCACUGUACUCAACUCUGUGAAUAAAGCUAUGUGCUUCCGCCCUCA
This is a messenger RNA of Peromyscus californicus insignis, 6821 nucleotides long. It is a transcript of the gene Ablim1, whose product is annotated as actin binding LIM protein 1. Gene Ontology annotation, biological process: cytoskeleton organization; cilium assembly; lamellipodium assembly. Lineage: Eukaryota; Metazoa; Chordata; Mammalia; Rodentia; Cricetidae. The record is from RefSeq and is a predicted model, not a curated record. The transcript is spliced from 25 exons. Gene Ontology annotation, cellular component: stress fiber; actin cytoskeleton. Gene Ontology annotation, molecular function: actin filament binding. Bases 131 to 2443 code for a protein of 770 amino acids.